Messenger RNA from Helobdella robusta, 1576 nucleotides. RefSeq lists its product as hypothetical. Bases 46 to 924 code for a protein of 292 amino acids. Gene Ontology annotation, biological process: oxaloacetate transport; phosphate ion transmembrane transport; malate transmembrane transport. The record is from RefSeq and is a predicted model, not a curated record. Gene Ontology annotation, molecular function: malate transmembrane transporter activity; antiporter activity; oxaloacetate transmembrane transporter activity. Lineage: Eukaryota; Metazoa; Annelida; Clitellata; Rhynchobdellida; Glossiphoniidae. The transcript has 12 exons.
CCGUGGUUUGCUUGUUAAGGUCGUGUUAGAUUUUUGUUAAAGAAAAUGCCAGAAAGCAAAGAAGAUACAACCAAACGUGUAGGAAAAUGGUAUUUUGGAGGUGCGGCCAGUGCUGGGGCAGCUUGUAUAACACACCCCCUAGAUCUUCUUAAGGUUCAUCUCCAGACCCAGCAGAAGGGUAAGGUGGGUUUGUUGGAGAUGGGCGUCAAGGUCGUCAGGUCCGACGGGAUAUUUGGUCUUUAUAAUGGUCUAACUGCCUCGUUGCUUAGACAGCUCACCUAUUCGCUAACUCGAUUUGGAAUCUACGAGACUGUGAAAAAGCAGACGGAGGUGCCCGGACGAUCAAUGGCUUUCUAUGAAAAGGUGCUACUCGGAGGUUUUGCUGGCUGUGUUGGGGGUCUCGUCGGCACCCCUGCUGAUCUUAUUAACGUCAGAAUGCAGAAUGAUGUCAAGUUGGCACCUGAAAGCAGAAGAAAUUACAAACACGCCAUAGACGGUCUGUACAAGGUCAUAAAACACGAGGGGCCCAUAAAAUUAAUGAAUGGGGCAACUAUGGCCAGUUUAAGGGCCACCUUCGUUACUAUUGGACAGAUAUCGUUCUACGAUCAAUUUAAAGUUAUGCUAUUGAGGACGGGAUUCUUCCAAGAUAACGUUAUAACACAUUUCUCUGCUAGCUUCAUGGCGGGAGGCGUGGCUACAUUGUUGACCAUGCCUCUGGAUGUUAUGAAGACAAGAAUGAUGAAUGCUCCACCUGGGACAUAUUCGGGAAUAUUUGCAUGCGCAAAGGACAUCGGUAAGAACGGACCGAUGGGAUUUUUCAAGGGUUUCAUACCGGCAUUCGUGAGGCUGGGCCCGCAUACGAUCAUUACUUUUCUUCUAUUUGAGCAGCUUCGUCUCCAGUUCGGUGACGUUGUUCCUAAAUGAAAUAAAUAUAUUUAUAAUUGAAAUUAUAAACAUUAUAAUUAUUCUCAUUGUUUUUUAUCAUCAUUAUUAUUAUCAUAAGUCUAGAUUACGUUAACAGAUUCAAUAGUCAAUCGACAAUACAUACAUCAUGUUAAACAUUGUUAUUAUUGUUCACAUUAUUUAAAAUGUUUUUUCGUUUAGUUUUAGGAAUUAGUAAUUAAUAAUAAUAUAUAUUGAUAAUAAUGAUGAUGAUGAUAGAAUAGGGACAGGGAUAAAUAUAUCCUGAUUAGGACAUUAGUUAUAAUAAUAGUUAUAAUAAUUAUAACGAAACACCAAUAGUAAUGAUAAUAAGCCAUUUAUAUAGCGUCGUGUUCAGUUAAUAUUUAGACUGAUCAUGUCAGAAUUUUUUGGUCUUUUGGAUGGAGAUUUUUCAUUUAUUUUUUGUUCUCUGUAGAUCUAAUUUUUCAAUUUUUUUUUUUGAUUUUUCUAUGUAUAUCAAGAGAGAUUUUAUAAAUAAUAAUUAUUUUUAUGAUUAUUAUUAUGUUUAUUAUUAUUGGUUAUAUUAUUGUCAAUUUAUUUUCCCAGUUUUUUCGUUAUGAUAAAUGGCUGAUUUUAUUUUAUCAUCAAUAUUAAAUCGAAUUUUUGAUCAAAUAAAUAAAAAUGAAAUUAUUUU